AUGACGCGAGAGCCGACAAUGUUGUUCUCAGCCAAACAUUCCACGAGGAUAGGAGCGUGGAAUGUCAGAACGUUAUACCAAAGUGGGAAAUGUCAACAGCUGGCUAGAGAGAUGGACAGGUAUAACAUUGAAAUCCUAGGAAUCAGUGAAGUUAGAUGGAACACAUCAGGAAUGACCACUUUAUCAUCUGGGCACACCAUCAUUUACUCAGGCAACCCUAGCAAAGAUGACACACAUGACAAAGGAGUAGGAUCCAUGCUUACCAAGAAAACAGCAAGAGUUCUUCUGGAAUGGAACCCAGUGUCAUCAAGGAUAAUCUCAGCAAGAUUCGAGACUAAAUUCCAGAAAACUACUAUCAUUCAAGUGUACGCUCCAACAAACAACGCAGAGGAGAAUGAGAAGGAAGAUUUUUAUUCCUCACUACAAACAGUUUUUAACAAUGUACCCAAACGUGACAACGCUAAAGUUGGGUCAGAGAGAGUGGGACGAGAAUGUGAAAUCGGACCCCAUGGCAUUGGAACCAUCGAUGAGAAUGAUGAGCUUUUCGCUGACUUCUGUGCAGUGAACAGUUUGGUCAUUGGAGGCACGCUCUUUCCACACAAACCUUGCCAUAAAACAACCUGGAUGUCACCAACUGGAGAAACAGAGAACCAAAUAGAUCACUUUGUCAUUGCCCGAAGAUGGAGAUCAUCUCUACUAGAUGUAAGAGUUAAAAGAGGAGCAGACAUAUCUUCGGACCAUCAUCUAGUGGUAGCAAAGAUAAGACUGAAAAUCCUAGCACAGAAAAGAACAGAAACAAAGAGAAGAAAAUUCAAUAUAGGAAGAUUGAAAGACCCAAACAUAGCAAAGGAAUUCCAGUUGACACUCCAAAACAAAUUCAGCAUUUUACAGCAGCUGGAUGCAAACGAAGAGGACAUAAACAGUACUUGGGAACAUCAUUACAUCGUGUGA
Messenger RNA from Ostrea edulis (European flat oyster), 951 nucleotides. Its product is annotated as craniofacial development protein 2-like. The record is from RefSeq and is a predicted model, not a curated record. The transcript has a single exon. Lineage: Eukaryota; Metazoa; Mollusca; Bivalvia; Ostreida; Ostreidae. The coding region runs from base 1 to 951 and encodes 316 amino acids.